Messenger RNA from Prunus armeniaca (apricot), 288 nucleotides. Lineage: Eukaryota; Viridiplantae; Streptophyta; Magnoliopsida; Rosales; Rosaceae. The record is from the annotation of a GenBank genome assembly.
AUGGUGGAUCAAUUCCUCUCCACCGGGGCUGCCUCACCUUCCUAUGACUCUGUGAUUGACGAGUUUCUGUCCACCGCUAUUGGCUCUCCUUCGGUUGACUCCACCGCUGAUCAAAUCGUGCCCAUUGCAACUGUUGACUCUUCCACCACCACUACUUCUGGCUCUUUCCGAGACACAUUGAAGGCUUUGUCGGACAUCAACAUUGAAGCUUGUAAUGAUUUGGAAGAGUUGAUGACUUUGAAAAAUAACUUGGAGCAAAUCAUCAGAGAGAGGACAAGGCUAAUAUAA